AUGAGCUCCCCAGCGGUUGCAGUUGCAGUUGCAUUCCCCGCAGCUUGUGCACUAUCACCAUGGAAGAAAGAAGAAUACGAUGCGGGUCUAUUUCUGGCUGCGACGGCUUGCCACAGGCUUGAUUCGCCAUUCCCCCGCCUUAGCCAUCUGACAAGCCUGUUGGUGGUGUGUGGCGAGCGUGUGGCAGUCCAGUCAGCAACCAGCACUGUGUACCAGGCGUACAAGCUGCUCGCAGCGUCGACAGACGGACGGACAGAUGGCCGACGUGCUUGUGCAACGUCAUUGCAGCACUCAACCGGUUCGCAUGCACAUGUACUGUACUCUAGGGCUCAACAAGACUGGACGGGGGCGGUAUCUUCGCGCGAAGAACAAGCAAGCUGGUUUGGUGCACACGCAUGUUUCGAUGCCAACAGCCUAGAAGUCUGGGCAUCGUGGCAUCGCCGCUGCCAGCCACCCAUGUGCCCAGUUGGGUCCGGCAAUCGGCGACGGAAUUUCUUGGACUCCGCUAGCCAAGCCUCUUAUCGUUUGUCAUCGAGCACACGGAGCAAUCACGCCUGGUCCGCCUCGUUGCGAGAUGCCACUUGCAACAUGCACCGCCAAAUCAGUGGCUUCGUGUGCCUUGCCGACGCAUCACCUGACUGCUCCUCUCGCUGUAAUCACCCCCGCUAA
Molecule: messenger RNA, 669 nt
Organism: Bipolaris oryzae ATCC 44560
Lineage: Eukaryota; Fungi; Ascomycota; Dothideomycetes; Pleosporales; Pleosporaceae
Exons: 2
Coding region: 1-669 (222 amino acids)
Source: RefSeq, a predicted model, not a curated record